Molecule: messenger RNA, 1918 nt
Organism: Vitis riparia (riverbank grape)
Lineage: Eukaryota; Viridiplantae; Streptophyta; Magnoliopsida; Vitales; Vitaceae
Product: basic proline-rich protein-like
Exons: 5
Coding region: 31-1836 (601 amino acids)
Source: RefSeq, a predicted model, not a curated record
CGAGAACCAAACACCAAGAUUACCGAGAAGAUGGACUUGCACCGAUCAACACUGCUGCAGACAGAUCAAGCUGUCGACAAGCAUUUCAACCGGGAGAAUUGCAAGUUCCAUGCUGAUGAUCUUCACGUCCAUGGAAUCAUAAAGAGAAAGCUGGACGAUAUCGUGAAUAAAAAUCUCAAACCUUUCGCUAUCUGCUGUCUGAAAAAUAUUGCGUCAAGGAUGAGGAACACCACCUCCUUGAUGGAACCCAAAGUCGGAACUUGCAUAAGACAGAAAUGGCCAGUUCAAGAUAAUUUAAGCGUGGCAGAUAUGAAGUUAAUUAUGUUCAAGCCAGCACUACUUCUUGGUGCCCAAACCAAUAUUUCACAGCUGCUGCAACUUCCUCAAUUCAUUGGAGGAAUUUCUCCUCCUGGAUCUUUUUACCGGCAACCAAAUGGACAUCAAUGCCUGAUGAGCUCCGAUGCACCAAGGCCAGGCGCAUCACCUGGUAGUCCUGGUCGCACGCCGCCAACUAGUCCUCCUGGCAGCGCACCAUCACCUGGUCAUCCUGGAAGCGCACCACCACCAACUGAUCCUCCUGGCAGCUGCGCAGCACCACCUAGUUCCCUUGGAAGCGCACCACCACUCGGUAGUCCUGAUGCGCCACCACCAAGUGGUCCUCCUGGCAGUGAGCCAUCACCAAGUCCUCCUGGAAGUGCACCACCAACUGAUCCUCCUGGCAGCGCAGUACCACCACCUGGCAGUACCGGUGCGCCACCACCAACCGGUCCUCCUGACAGUGAGCCAUCACCAAGUCCUCCUCGAAGUGCACCACCAACUGAUCCUCCUGGCAGCGCAGCACCACCACCUGGCAGUCCCGGUGCGCCACCACCAACCGGUCCUCCUGGCAGUGAACCACCACCUAGUUCCCCUGGCAGCGCACCACCACCUGGUCUUCCUCCUAGCCCACCUCGUACUCCUGGUGCACCAUCAUCUGGCCCUCUGCCUAGAUCACCUCCUCGUCGUAGUGCAGCAACACCUGCUAGUUUACUACUUAGACCACAUGGUCGUCCACUUCGUUUUCCACUUAGACGAGGUCGUCCUGGUCCCUCACCACUUGGUCUUCCGCCUAGACAAUCCGAUACUCCUGACGCACCACCACCAUGUUCUCCACCAAAAUCAACUGCACCAAACAGGGGGGAAGCAUCAAGCUCAGGGACAAAGGGAGGGAGAACCAGUGAAUCAGAAAAUAGAAAAAAUCCCACUCAAAGGAAUUGGGAGCUUAAGCCGUAUCCUGCGGGUGCUUUGUCAGCGCCGCCGACAACUUCAGUUAUUCAUCCUCGUCGUCCGCCUACAUCUCCACCUUAUCGUAUUACUGGUACGUCUAAACCUGUACCUACACCAUACACUGGUAUAAAGCCAGCACCAUAUCAUCCACCAAAUUAUCCACCAAAACCAACUGCACCUGUACCUACACCAUACACUGGUAGGGGAAAGCCACCACCAUAUUAUCCACCCAAAUCAACUACACCAAACAGGAGGGAAGAAUCAAGCUUAAGGACAUGGAGAGAGUGUCCAGGAGCAUCAGGCUCAAGGACAAAGGGAGGGAGUCAAGAACCACCAAACUCAGGGACAAAGGAAGGGAGGCAAGAAGCAGCAGGCUCAGGGACAAAGGGAGGGAGUCAAGAACCAUCAAGCUCAGUCACACAGAACUCAUCAAGCGCGGGAGGUAUAACCAAUGAACUAGAAAAUAGGCAAAAUCCCACUCAAAGGAAUUGGGAGCUCAGGCCUUAUCCUGCGAGUGCUUUGCCGGCGGAUCCCCCCAAAAAAAACAAGUGCAAUUGCUGCACGCAAUAGACUGCUUGCUACUCACCAAAAUCAACUGAAAACCACUUAAGCUCAUAAUGACUUCUUAGUUCAUUUCAUUUUUUUGUUUCUC